CUCAGUGUUUCGCUUCACGCUCCGCGCUGACGUGCAAGAUGCCUGGAGAAUAACAACAUUGCUGAUAAAUCACAGGACCACAUUUUAGCCCGCAGGGGUCUUCAGAAGACCAUGGGAGGAAAUACAGGUGUGUUUGGAGCCGCUGAGUUCAUAUCAGAGCUCUGUCACACUAGUUUGGACAGUCCAUUUCCGGUGUGGCAGAAUGGCACCAUCAGUCCUUGUGCCAACCAGCUUCUGUUGGGAUCCCUGUUACAUGCUGUUAUUGCGAUCACUAGUGCCUGUUACAUUAGUGUGCCCAGACUUACCCAUAUUGUAUCCUCCAUUCCCAUUGGCUGGGGCUUCAGGGCCACAUCGACCUUCCUGAUGGCUCUUCUUUUUAUUGGAGACCUGGUCUUGGUUUUUGAGCUCCAGGCCCCAGACGUUUAUCUGGACGUCUUAGCCGAUGGAUGUGGCGUACUGGCCUGGUUGGUACAUUUUGGGGCCGUUUUGGCAUUACAAAGAUCCGUGUACAGAAGAACACGAGGUCCUGCUUUGCUUCCUGUGCUGCUUGUUCUCUCCAUUCCUAAUCUAGCUUUUAUCCUCACCGCUUACAUCCAAGAAAUCAAUUACCUUGGAGUCUCACAGCCACUGCAUGUUGUCCGUCUAGCUCUGAUGGUAACCAGGGCUGCUCUGGUGCUGGUCUACCUGCUGGGUUAUAUCUUUCCCUGUUACAGAACUCAAAGAGACCACCUGUCCUGCAAUGCAGAAGAUGUAGCUCCGUUAAUUGUCUCCUUGGAGUCAGAUGGAGGGGUGACGGUAGCCGAGGAUGGAUGCAGCUGGCUGUCCAGACUCCUCUACCUGUGGCUGAACCCUUUGCUUAGACGAGGCAAACGUGGAGAGCUGGAGAGGCCAUGUGAUGUCUUCCAGCUGCCACAUCGGUUACGUACCAAAGUGGUCACGCUCCGGUUCUACCAGUGCUGGCAGAAAUGUCUGCAUCCAAGAGGUCUGGAAAGACCUGAGAGACAGGAUCGGCUUCCAAGAGGAAACCUGCAGGACAACUCUUGGAGUGAGGCUGAGCCGGAUAGGAUGUGUGAAGGUGGAGCACAACAUGAUGUCAAGCUCCUGCAGGUGUUGCACAAGGCCUUUGGGCUACGCUACUACCUUCUAGGCGUGUUGAAGUUAAUAGCUAGCAUGCUAUCCUUUGCAGGACCCCUGCUUCUCGGUGCAUUAGUUGGUUUCAUGGAAACAGAGGGGGCACCGUUGAGCAAGGGUGUGUGGUGUGCCGUGGGGCUCUUUGCUAGUACCUUUCUUGCUGCCCUGCUAAGGAACGUCUUUGUUUAUGAAGUAUCAAAGGUUGCACUGGAGGCUCGGGCUGCUGUGAUUUCCACCAUCUACAGCAAAGCCCUAAAAGUCAGUGGGUCUGCUCUGGCUCGCUUCAGCAUGGGCGAGGUUGUCAACUUCAUGAGCACCGACACGGACCGGGUGGUGAAUUUCUUCAACAGCUUCCAUGAGGUUUGGAGUCUUCCCUUCCAGUUCGUCCUCGCACUUUACCUGCUUUACCUACAGGUGGGCGUGGCCUUUUUGGGUGGAGUGGGCGUGGCUGUGCUGCUCGUGCCUUUAAAUAAAGUCCUGGCAUCCCGAAUUCUGGAAAAUAAUAAACAUAUGCUGCUACACAAGGAUGGAAGAGUAAAGUUAAUGACAGAGAUCCUCUUUGGGAUUCGGGUCCUGAAGUACUAUAAUUGGGAGGAGCACUUCACUCAAAAGAUUGCGGAGGCUCGUAAAAAAGAGCUACAUCACCUGAAACUUCUGAAGUACCUGGAUGCUGUGUGUGUUUACACCUGGGCUGCUCUGCCCGUGAUCAUCUCUAUCCUCACCUUCAUCACAUACGUCCUUCUGGGAAACAAUCUCACCGCUGCUAAGGUGUUUAGUACUCUGGCGCUGGUGGGGAUGCUCAUUCUGCCUCUCAAUGCUUUCCCCUGGGUGCUGAAUGGAACCCUAGAAGCGAAAGUGUCUUUGGACCGUAUUCAGCGCUUCCUCACACUACAGGAUCAGGACCUUGCUGUCUAUUACAGUCAAGUGUGUCCUGAGGACCCUCUGACUGCUGUUGAGAUGGACCAAGCGAGUUUCUCCUGGAAGCAGUCAGAGGAACAUGAUUCUGUCAGUGUAUCUGAUGACAAGGCAGAGGAUGGGUCACCACCACGCAGCUUUUAUCUGCAUGCACUCAAUCUCAGCAUUAAAAGGGGCUCCCUGGUGGCUGUGGUGGGAAAGGUUGGAUGUGGGAAAAGUUCCCUGUUGGCCGCCAUAACAGGAGAUCUUAGCAGGAGUGGAGGGGAAGUAUUUGUUCAGGGAAGAGAGCAGGGAUUUGGACUGGCUGUCCAGGAACCGUGGAUCCAACAUGCAACAGUACAGGACAACAUUCUUUUUGGCAGAGAUUUUGACAGCGUGUUUUAUCAAGCUGUGAUUGAGGCCUGUGCCCUUGCUGAUGACCUAAAUAUAUUGCCUGGUGGCGAUCAGACAGAGGUUGGAGAGAACGGUGUCACUCUGAGUGGAGGGCAGAAAAGCCGCCUCGCUUUGGCCCGGGCUGUUUAUAUGGAUAAGGAAAUUUACUUGCUAGAUGACCCAUUAGCAGCUGUGGAUGCUGAUGUUGCCCACCAUCUCAUGGAGAAAUGCAUCUUGGGGAUUCUCAAGAACAAGACCAGAAUUCUUUGCACUCAUCGGAUAGAGUUUGUGGAUAAGGCAGAUGUGGUGGUGCUGAUGGAAAAUGGGAUGAUUGUAAAAACAGGGACACCGAAGGAAGUCCUUGCUUUGGUUAAAGCCCCUAAAGACUCCAAAAACAACAGCAAUGCUAAAGAGAAAGAUGCAGUAGGCAAAGAGGAAGAGGAGGCCAAUGAGCCGGAGCUAGAGGCAGAGCUCAAGAUGUUUGGGGAGGAGCAGAAGCAAAUGGGCAAGCUGUCCUGGGCUGUGUACCGCUCCUAUUGGAGAGCAGUGGGUGGAUGCAUGGCUGUGGCUGUUCUGCUCUCCCUUUUCCUAAUGCAAGCCUCCAAAAAUGUGUCCGACUGGUGGCUCUCUCAUUGGAUUUCCCAUUUGAAGGACAAUAGGACUGAGCUGGUGUCACUGUCAGCUGAUCCACUUUUAACACUGACCUUCCUCUCUCCUGAGAGACUUAUGUUUUACGCACCUGACAGAGGUUCCAAGGGCAAUGUGAGCUCUGAGCUGAAGUUUUACAUGACUGUUUAUGGAUCUCUGGCGGCAGCAAACACAGUCUUCACAGCCGCUCGAGCCUUUCUCUUUGCUUAUGGAGCAAUCUGUGCUGCUACUGUUGUCCAUAAGAGACUGCUGUCCAGUGUGCUUAAGGCCACUAUGACGUUUUUUGACACUACACCCUUGGGUCGCAUCUUGAAUCGAUUCUCCUCAGAUAUUUACAGUGUGGAUGACUCGCUCCCCUUUGUCCUAAAUAUCCUUCUGGCCAAUGUGUUUGGACUGCUCGGGAUGCUGAUUGUCAUGAGCUAUGGGCUGCCUUGGGUGCUACUACCAUUGCUUCCUCUGGGGGUGCUCUACUACCAAACUCAGUGCUUUUAUCGCCACUCGUCCCGUGAGCUGAAACGUCUGUGUAGCCUCACACUCUCUCCAGUUUAUUCACACUUCUCAGAAACACUCAGUGGCCUGUCCACAGUGCGGGCCAGUGGACACACUACCAGAUUUGAGGAGGAGAAUGAGAGACGCCUGGAACAGAAUCAGCGCUGUCUCUUCAACAGUAACGCUGCCAUGCAGUGGCUGGACAUUCGGCUGCAGAUGAUUGGUGUCACCGUAGUAACCGGCAUCAGUGUGAUCGCUGUGAUCCAGCAUCAGCUUAAAUCCAUCGACCCAGGUCUGGUUGGUCUGUCUCUGUCCUAUGCGCUAUCCAUCACCAACCUGCUGUCAGGCCUGAUUUUCAGCUUUGCACAGACAGAGAUGCAGUUGGUGAGCAUUGAGCGUACAGAGGAGUAUUCCACCAACAUCCCACAGGAGCCUCAACAAGCCAGCACUGAGGUUCUUGAAUCCUGGCCUGAAAAGGGUCGAGUUGAGUUUGUGGGUGUUGUGUUGGUGUACCGGCCGGGAUUGCCCAAUGCUCUUGAUGGUGUCAACCUGGAGGUAUUACCUGGUGAGAGGGUGGGCAUUGUAGGGCGUACAGGCUCAGGGAAAUCCUCAUUAUUCCUCGCCCUAUUCCGUAUGGUGGAACUGAACCAGGGUCAAAUCCUGCUGGAUGGAGUCGACAUCAGCUCAGUCAGGCUUAGUAACUUGCGAUCAAAGCUGGCCAUCAUCCCUCAGGAUCCCUUCCUGUUCUCCAGCUCUGUGCGAGAGAACCUUGAUCCCCAUGGCCGUCACCCAGACUUCCGGUUGUUAGAUGCUCUUGAACAAUGCCAUCUGGGAGAUGUAGUACAGAGGAUCGGUGGCCUGGAUUCGGAGGUUGGAGAGAGGGGAAAGUCUCUGUCUGUGGGCCAAAGGCAGUUGCUGUGUCUCGCCCGUGCUCUGCUCACAGAAGCUAAUAUUUUAUGCAUUGACGAGGCCACAGCAAGCGUCGAUCAUAAGACCGACAUGCUUCUACAGAAAACUAUCAGAGAAAAAUUCAAGGAUAAAACCGUUCUUACCAUCGCCCACAGGCUGAAUACAAUCAUGGACUCUGACAGAGUGCUGGUGAUGCAUGCUGGGAAAGUGGUGGAGUUUGACAGCCCUGCUGCUCUGUGCCAAAGAGAAGACUCUGUUUUUCAGAAACUCUUACGUGGAGGGGAAGAUUGAGUUCAAAAUACUGCAUUUUCAGCAAAAUGCAGUUGGAGUCCUAUGCAUGGCUAUUGUAUAUGUGCAAAUACCUGCAGUUUAUAUCAUGUUAUACCAUGUAGAACAGUGUAAACUCAGGGAAAAAUGUUUGUUGUUUUAUUAAUGGUCACAUUUGUAUUCUGUUUUAGAAUUAAAUUUUUCUUUUUAAACUA
Messenger RNA from Labeo rohita (rohu), 4946 nucleotides. It is a transcript of the gene abcc10, whose product is annotated as ATP-binding cassette, sub-family C (CFTR/MRP), member 10. The coding region runs from base 112 to 4755 and encodes 1547 amino acids. Gene Ontology annotation, biological process: transmembrane transport. Gene Ontology annotation, molecular function: ATP binding; ABC-type transporter activity; ATP hydrolysis activity. The record is from RefSeq and is a predicted model, not a curated record. The transcript has 22 exons. Gene Ontology annotation, cellular component: membrane. NCBI's taxonomy places the organism in Eukaryota, Metazoa, Chordata, Actinopteri, Cypriniformes, Cyprinidae.